AUGGCAAGUAAUAAAUUAAGGAUUUCCUUGGAUAAAAUAACCCCACUAGCGGCUCCAGCUAUGGCUCCAUGGAGAAUUCCCUUCUUCGUUCGCAAGCCAGCCAAAGCUCCUACCAUGACUCCCAAUAUUGCACCCACUGAAUCAAAUGAUACACAGAUACCCGUCAUCUUGGCAGAUAUGGUAGAGAGUGUAGAGAUGCAUGCCUCCCUCGAACUUACAGAAGAAACGUUCGACAUAAAAGAAGAACGAGGGGCUGGAGGAGGGCAAGUGAAAACCUUCAUGCAACUGACAUGUUCUUGUAAUAAACCAAAACCUCACCAUCCUCAAAAAAUACCUGAAAACAAUUUACCCUCUCUUGAUCGGUUACUGCCCACCAACCCAAUGGGACUCUGUUACUCUCGGUCUCGUUCUCAUGAUAUCCCUAUUUCCUCUUCUUCGGACGAGGACUACUACCAACCAGCACCACCUAAAAGACCAACCCAAGCACGUUAUAAUCCACCCCCGCCGCCGCCGCCGCCGCCGCCGCCAGCAGCAGUAUCAGCAGCCACCUCAAAACCAGCUCUGACUUCGAAAACAUUUGUGAAAUCUCAAACUACCGUUACUUCAUCCUCAAAUAUUGGUCCCAUUCUUGGUAAACCAUACAUUGACAUAACCACAAUUUACGAUCUUGAUAAAGAAUUGGGUAGGGGCCAGUUUGGUAUAACUUAUCUUUGUACAGAGAAAGCAACAGGAAGAAAGUAUGCGUGCAAGUCUAUAUCAAGGCGUAAAAUUGUGAGUGAAGAGGAUAUUGAGGAUGUUAGAAGGGAGAUUCUGAUACUACAGCACUUAACAGGGGAACCCAAUAUUGUUGAAUUCAGGGGUGCUUAUGAGGAUAAACAGAAUCUUCAUUUGGUCAUGGAGUUAUGCUCUGGUGGGGAGCUUUUUGAUCGGAUUUUAGCGAAAGGGACUUACUCGGAGAAGGAAGCUGCGACAAUUUUUCGGCAGAUUGUGAAUGUGGUUCAUGCAUCACUAAGUCCCACAAGAGAAGAGGCCCAGAGGCCGGAGCCUCAAACUUUUCAUGGGAAACAUGCUGCCAAGUUGUCCACAAAUCAAUUGAUGGUACUGUCAAAUAAUAAUGCAGCUGCUAGAAAAGUGUACAAGGACAUUGUCGGAACUCCAUACUAUUUUGCUCCGGAGCUGUUAAGACGGAGUUAUGGAAAAGAGGUUGAUGUAUGGAGUGCUGGGAUCAUUUUGUACAUUCUUCUAAGUGGGAUGCCUCCUUUCUGGGCUGAGACUGAGAAAGGCGUAUUUGACGCAAUAUUAGAAGGCAAUCUUGACUUGCACAGCGACCCAUGGCCUAAUAUUUCAUCUUCUGCAAAAGACCUUAUCAAGAAAAUGAUAAGAACGGACCCCAAGAGACGGAUUACUGCUGCACAAGCACUUGAACAUCCAUGGAUGAAGGUGGAUGGCGAAGCAUCUGACAAACCUAUUGACAGUGCCGUUCUGAUUCGGAUGAAGCAGUUCAGAGCGAUGAACAAGUUAAAGAAGCUUGCACUAAAGGUUAUUGCAGAGAACCUUUCAGAGGAAGAAAUCAAGGGCUCAAAGCAGAUGUUCAGCAACAUGGACACCGACAGAAGUGGUACUAUCACAUACGAUGAACUAAAAUCUGGACUGUGGAGGCUAGGAUCUAAGCUUACUGAAGUAGAAAUAAAGCAGCUGAUGGAUGCUGCUGAUGUUGACAAGAGUGGUACUCUCGACUAUGUCGAAUUCAUGACGGCUACCAUGCAUCGGCAUAGACUUGACAAGGAAGAAAACUUGUACAAGGCCUUCCAAUACUUUGACACGGCUAACCGCGGGUUUAUCACUAGAGAGGAGCUAAGACAAGCCAUGGCUCAAUAUGGAAUGGGUGAUGACGCUACAAUAGAUGAAGUCAUAGAAGAUGUUGAUACUGAUAAAGAUGGAAACAUCCACUAUGAGGACUUUGCAGCCAUGAUGAGAAAGGGAACCCACGAUUAUGAAACAUUAGACACAUUGAAUGCCAGUGUGGGUAUAACAGCAAAAACUGCCAUUAAAAGAGCACGACUCUGUAAGUUGGGAUUUCACUUGCCAAUGGCCCCAAAUCAAGAAUGGGAAAGACAUUCCAAAGUGUUGAACCCAACGCUCGGCACCAACUAA
Molecule: messenger RNA, 2154 nt
Organism: Dovyalis caffra
Lineage: Eukaryota; Viridiplantae; Streptophyta; Magnoliopsida; Malpighiales; Salicaceae
Source: the annotation of a GenBank genome assembly